UGAAGCUCACGCUCCGCCCAGAAUGGCGCCUCUGGCCUCUCUCUUCCUUCCUCGGUCUUCUUGAUAUCAAAACUGGUGUUAUUAUCGUCCUUCUGUUCGCGGUUCUGAACAAGGUCGCAGGCGUCUAUGGCCUCAUCGCAGUCCUCACCGGCGCUGGAGGCUCCUUUGCUCAGCUCAGUCUAUACAUCUACUCCGUACUCGCUCUCGUCGCCUUUGCAUGGGGUCUGCGGCUGGAGGAUGCUAAGAAGACGUUCUACUUCGCGCACCUAUUCUUCAUCGACCACAUCUUCUCUACUUCCUGGACACUCUUUUUCGCGCUUGACUGGUGGCUCUGGCAGCCGCACGAUGGAAGACGUCAGGCCAACUCUGCGGCGCAGCAAGCGAUGAUGGAACACGGCAAUAGUACUAUGACAGAUGAACAACGCAGAGAAGCCGCCAUGGCUAUCUGGAAUCAUGAGAAGGGCCUUGCUGCUGCAGUCAUCAUUGUUUCCUGGAUGUUCAAGGUAUACUUCGCCCUUCUCAUUUACUCAUUCGCCAUGCACCUGAGGCAAGGAUCGUACCGUUCCCUCCCUCUCUCGCGAUCUGUCUAUGCUGCCUCUCAUACCCAGUCGCAAACGGCAUAUGACGCCCUCGCGGAUGCGGAAGACGAAGAUAUUGAAGACUUCUACCGUGUCCCAUUAAAAACACCGCCUCCUUCCGGUCAUCGUCGGGGUGGAAGCACAAAUAACGCGUCCAUCACCAGCUUCGCCGAUUUCGUCAGUGCACCUGGCCGGACACCGCGCAAGAAGGGUUUCGGCAGCAUCAGCAUGCCCAGAAACCGCGGCAUUGAGGAAGAAGUGCUGUUCGAUGAGGACGAGGGAACGUAUGCUGCAUCUGCUUCUUCUCGCGCCCAUUCGAAACUAGGCACGGACAGCAGCACUACAGCUGCCAGCGAUGAAGAGCGUGCCAUCAGCGGCUUCGGUUCCGAAGGUGGGAGAGGGAGACGAUAGA
Cyclocybe aegerita is the source of this 990-nucleotide messenger RNA. NCBI's taxonomy places the organism in Eukaryota, Fungi, Basidiomycota, Agaricomycetes, Agaricales, Hemipholiotaceae. The record is from the annotation of a GenBank genome assembly.